UCGACGGUUAUUGGACAGAUCUCCAUAUGAUCUGACAGUGUCUCCAUACUGCUCCUUCUUUACUGUCGUUGGUUAGUGACAGGCUCAGGGCUAAUGAACACGUCAAACAAUGUUCUCGAAGAGGACCAAUCAAGGAAUCACAUCAGAAAAGAGCCCUUUUGAUCCGGCUGCCAAUGAGUGUGUGAAGACUUCGUGAACCGCACUCAAUAGAUGCUGCAGCAGGUCGGGUUCAGGUUGGUUCGGUAUGCAGCGGGUGAGGUUCAGGUCCUCCCGAGGAGACAGCCGUCUUCAGGUGCCCCUCGUCUCACGGUGCAGCGCAUUGUUCCCCGGCUCAAAAGGAGGAGGAAAUGCUGAGGCUGUUCUAUCCAGCUCUAUGAGUUCAGGUUAAACUCAUCCCUCCAGGCAGUGUCAGUGUAAUAUAGCCAUUAGGCUUUAUUGGGAAGCUCUUGGAUACGUUCUGUAUGCUGUAAUAUUUUUAUUUUCAUUACCAUAAUGCUUUCAUCAACUUCCUAUUAUGACACUCAAUCCAAUUGUCAAUAUUCUACAGUCUUAUACAAACAAUACAAUGUUUUGAACUUUCAAUUUUUUUUACAUUUCUAGUUUUAAGUUGGACGUUUAUGACAUACGAAACGCUCAGAUUCCACACUUCUCCAACAGUGCAUACAAAACGGCACACACAAUCACUUUCCCGAUAAUUUCUUUCAUUCUUUUUUUCUUUCAUGGCUAGUGUGACGUCCUGUGAUCAUCUGCAUAUGCGCUACACCUGACUCCACCCCACAGAUGAGUGCUGGUAUAUACAGCCAGCUGAACCCAGCAGUCCAACAGCCAGCAGUCUUUUAGUAGCCUAAGCCAGCGUGAACACACCUCUCAGGGCCAGCCUGCAGACGCAAACCUUCAGCAACACAACUCAAGUGGAUCCCACCAUGGCCUUGUCGGUGCGUAGCUUCUCCCUCCGCCAGCCCUCCUUCUCCAGCCUCUCGGUGAGGGACAGCGGGCGCAGCGGGUGGGCCAAGCCGCCGCUGCACACCACCAUGUCCUCGCUGGGCAUCACCAGCAGCGGCCUGGCCCGCUCCGUCUCCCUGGGCAACGGCCUCAAUGCGCUGGGUCCCAGCUUCUCCGUGAUGGGUGGCAGCAGCCUGGGUCUGGGCGCCAGCGACAAGGAGACCAUGCAGGGGCUGAACGACCGCCUGGCCAGCUACCUGGACAAGGUGCGCUGCCUGGAGCGCUCCAACACCGAGCUGGAGGCCCGCAUCAAGACGCUGAUGCUGGAGAAGUCGCCAAAAGGACACGACGUGGAGGGGAUGCUGGCCCAGGCGCACACCAUCGGCUUGGAGGUGAGGAAGAGGACCCUGGAGAAUGCCCGCAUCAUGCUGGAGAUCGACAAUGCCAAGCUGGCGGCCGACGAUUUUAGGGUCAAAUGGGAGGCAGAGGCCACCCUCUGCCAGUCGGUGGAGAGGGACUGCCUGGCCCUUCGGAGGGCCAAGUCGGACCACGACCAGAUGAUCGCAACGCUGAGAGGAGACCUGGACAGCCUAAAGGAGGAGAUCUACUUCCUGAAGAAGAACCAUGAUGAGGAGGUGGGUGCCCUGAAGGCCCGUCUGUCCACUGAGCAGGUGAGUGUGGAGGUUGAUGCUGUGCACGGGCCUGACCUAGGGGCCCUGAUGGCAGAGCUGAGGGUCCAGUAUGAGGCAAUCGCCCGCAAGAACAAGGAAGAGGCAGAGAACUGGUACCUCAAGAAGCUGGAGGCGGUGCAGUCUGAGGUGAAGCAGAGCAACGAGGCUCUGCGCUGCGCCCAGGGGGAGCUCAGUGAGAGGCGGCGCUUCCUGCAGGCCCUGGAGGGGGAGCUGGAGAGCCUACGCAAACAGGUGAACGUUCUGGAGGGAAACCUUGGGGAGACGGGCCACAAGUAUGCGACGGAGAUGGAGCGCCUGCAGGCCACCCUGAGCCAGCUGGAGGACGAGCUGUCCCAGCUCCGGCUGGACAUGCAGCGCAACAAGACUGAGUAUGAGCAGCUGCUGCGCAUUAAGCAGACCCUGGAGAUGGAGAUCGCCACCUACAGGCGGCUGCUGGAAGGAGAGGAGAUGAUUAAAGAAACGGCUCCACCUCCUAAAAAAGAGCCUGAAGUAAGGACCAGGAAAAUUGUUAAAGUUGUCACUCAGACGAUGAUUAACGGGAAAGUGGUGGAUGAGUCCAGCGAGGUGGAGCAGAUUGAGGAGCGUAAGAAUUGAGGCUUCUAGAGAGAGCCGGGACUGGAAACACCGCCUAACCCAGACAGCCAAGGUCUGCCAUGAACACAGCCGAAGGCCGCCAGGGAAAACAGCCAAAGUCCAGUGAUCCAAGAGACCAUAUCGUACCAUAUUAUUGAGACCCGGAUAAACCUCCUUUGAUUCCUGUAAAUGUGUGUGGAAGAAACACAACCAUACGCUUGUAGCCUUUGUGUUUAGUAAAAGUACAAAAUUUUAAAGGUGUUGGAAAAGAUUGAAGAAUUUUGUGUACGACUUCUAAAUUGUUAACAACUAAGAUUAGAUUAUUAUUAGAAACUACAUUAUUAAAAAAGAUUAAACCAUUAAAUACAUUUUUUAAUGUGUACAUUAACAAAUGUAUUUUUGUUUUUCUUCAAAACGAAAUACCCAUCCUCUGUUAGUAUAAUAUACCAUUCUUCAGAAUAAACUUUUUGAAAACAAUA
Gadus morhua (Atlantic cod) is the source of this 2686-nucleotide messenger RNA. RefSeq names its product keratin, type 1, gene c5 (gene krt1-c5). The transcript has 10 exons. The record is from RefSeq and is a predicted model, not a curated record. Gene Ontology annotation, molecular function: structural molecule activity. NCBI's taxonomy places the organism in Eukaryota, Metazoa, Chordata, Actinopteri, Gadiformes, Gadidae. Bases 924 to 2228 code for a protein of 434 amino acids. Gene Ontology annotation, cellular component: cytoskeleton.